This is a messenger RNA of Cydia pomonella (codling moth), 5045 nucleotides long. RefSeq names its product mucin-19-like. Bases 126 to 4943 code for a protein of 1605 amino acids. NCBI's taxonomy places the organism in Eukaryota, Metazoa, Arthropoda, Insecta, Lepidoptera, Tortricidae. The transcript is spliced from 2 exons. The record is from RefSeq and is a predicted model, not a curated record.
AGUAUAAAAGCAUGCAUCUAUUAUUUUGGAACAAUUCUUACGAACGAUCUCAUAUGAGACACAAGUAUACUUAAUUGUUAAUAUAACGAACGAUAUUUCGCAUUGAAUGAAGUAAAACAUCCAAGAUGAGGAUCAUAUAUUUACUACUAAUCGUAGCCGUCUGUGCAGUGAGUGCGAAAUACUUACCUUACGAAACGAAUCCACUUUCAAGGUCUCUAUUAUCCACAUCUGACGAUGAGUCUUCAUCGUCCUCAGAGACUAAAGAAGAUAAUGAGAGCGAAGUGGAUUCUAGGGAAAACAAGAUCCAGGAAGAAAACCUGAAGAGACUAGAAAAAAUUGAGAAGGAAAGGAGAAAACAACAUGAGAAGCAAGUUGAAUUCGAACGUAAACAGCAAGAAAGACAAGCUGAACAGCAGCGUAAACAAGCUGAAUACGAACGUAAACAACAAGAAAAACAGGCUGAACGUGAACGCAAGGAGCAAGAACGUUUAGAAAAAGAAAAACGCAGACAAGAGGAACGAGCUCGCAAAGAAGAAGAAAAAGUCCUGAAGGCCGAAAAUAAACGUGCGGAAGAAGAACGUAAACGUCAGGAAAAGAUUCAGAAACAAUUAGACAAAUUAGAAAAGGAAGCUCUUGAAAGAGAACAGAACUUCCAGGAAGCCAUCGAAUCGGCUGAACAAGAUGUCGACCUCGAUGACAUCUGGAAGAUCUACGUUUACGAAAAGUAUGGCUUAACAGGACUUAGCACCGGUCUUGAAAGGAAAGCUGCGCUCAGCCGAUUCUUCACGGAAGAGCUGGGCCUGAAUACAAACAGCACUAAGAGCGAGAGGCGCCAAGCUAUCACAAACUUUGUUCAGACCAAGAUCUAUGAAGAUGUUGCCACGCUUACUGCCUGGAGGAACAAUUUGGAAUUAUACUUGAACGCGAUAACCGUCCAAGCUGUACGAGCGGAGCUAGAAGAGAAAGUUGAAAAACUCGAGAACAAGACGGCUUUAUUGCAAACCGUAGCUGCACCCUGGACAGCAGCAGCACAACAGGAAAUCGAUGAAAAGAAAACUUUACUCCAGUCUGUUGCUCAGCUGUUAUCAAAUCUUCUUCCAAACUGGGUGCCUACUGAUUCGUCCGCAAAUGGCGUAGCUGGUGGUGGUGUUGCUUCUGGACCAGCUGUUGCGACUAGUGCUGCCAACACUGCCAACGCUGCUUCUGGUGCGGCUGGCGCUGUCAACUCUGCCAACGCAGCCUCUGGAGCGGCUGGUGCUACCAACUCUGCUGAUGCUGCCUCUGGUGUGGCUGGUGCUCCCAACUCUGCUGAUGCUGCAUCCGGUGUGGUGGGUGAUGCCAACUCUGCCGACGUUGCCUCUAGUGUAGCAAGUGCAGCCAACUCUGCUGACGCUGCGUCAGGUGCGAUUGGUGCUACCAACUCUGCUGACGCUGCCUCUGGAGCAGCGGGAGCUGCGAACUCUGCCUCUGGAGUGGUUGGAGCUGCCAACUCCGGUGAUAAUGGGGCUGGCGCCGCUGCUCCUGCUGGCACUGACGCUACUCGGCUUGCUAACGCCGCUGCUCCCACUGGCGCUGAGGCUGACGCUGCCACUCCUGCUGGCCCCGCUGGUGCUGACGCCACUGCCCCUACUGGCCCCUCUAGCGUGUACGCCACUGUUCCAGCUGGCCCUGCUAGUGGUGCAUCUGGCCCCACUGGUGUUGCCGCUGCUGGCCCUGCUGGCUCCGCUGGUGCUGACGCUGCUGUCCCUGCUGGUCCCUCUGGCGCGGACGCCGCUGGCCCAGCUGACCCUGCUGGCACUGCUCCGUCUGGCCCCGCUGGUGCUAAUGUUGCUGCCCCCGCGGGCACCACUGGUGCUGACGCCGCUGCAUCCUCUAGCCCCGCUGGUGCUGGUGCCGUUGGCCUCGUUGGUGCUGAUGCUGCUAUUUCUGCUGGCUCUGAUGGCGCUGGCGCCGCUGCCCCUGCUGGCCCCGCAGGCGCUGUCGCGGCUGCCCCUGUUGGCAAUGCUGGUACUGACGCCACUGUCCCCGCUAGCGCUGACGCCGCUGCCUCUGCUGGCACCACCGGUGUUGACGCUGCUGUCCCUGCUGGCCCCACCGGUUCUGACGCCAUUGCCUCUGCUAGCCCCACCGGUGCUGACUCCGCUGCCCCUGUUAGCCCCGCAGGUGCAGACGGCGCUGCCUCUGCUGGCCCCGCCAGUGCAGACGCCGCUGCGCCUGUUGGUGUCGCUGGCGCUGACGCCGCUGCCCCUGCUGGUUCCACUAGUGCUGACGGCGCUGCGUCUGCUAGCCCCGCCGGCGCUGACUCCGCUGCCUCUGCUGGUCCCGCCGGGGCUGAUGGCACUGCUUCUGUAGGCCCCGCUGGCGCUGACGCUGCUGCCCUUGCAGGCCCCACCGGUGCUGACGCUGCAGCACCUGUUGGCCCCUCUGGCGCUGACGCCGCUGCCCCUGCUGGCCCCGUCGGUGCUGACUCCGCUGUCUCUGCUGGUCCCACCAGUGCUGACUCCGCUGUCCCUACUGGCCCCGCCAGUGCUGUCUCCGCUGCCCCUGCUGGCCCUGCUGGUGCUGUCACCGCUGCCUCUGCGGACCCCACUGGUGCUGACGCAGCUGCCUCUGCUGGUACCGCUGGUGCUGACGCCACUGCCCCUACUGAUUCCGCUGGCGAUGACGCUGUUGCCCCUGCUGGACCCGCCGGUGCUGAAGCUGCUACACCUGUUGGCCCCGCUGGCGCUGAUGCCGCUACCCCUGCUGGCCCCGCCGGUGCUGACUCCGCAGUUUCUGCAGGUCCCACCGGUGUUAACUCCGCUGCCCCUGCUGGCCCCGCCGGUGCUGACGGUGCUGCACCUGUUGGCCCCGCUGGCGCUGACGCCCCUGCCCCUGCUGGUCCCGCCGGUGCUGUCUCCGCUGCCCCUGCUGGCCCUGCUGGUGAUGUCGCCGCUGCCUCUCCUGACCCUACUGGUGCUGACGCCGCUGCCUCUGCUGGUACCGCUGGUGCUGACGCCACUGCCCCUACUGAUUCCGCUGGCGAUGACGCUGCUGCCCCUGCUGGCCCCGCCGGUGCUGAAGCUGCUACACCUGUUGGCCCCGCUGGCGCUGAUGCCGCUACCCCUGCUGGCCCCGCCGGUGCUGACUCCGCAGUUUCUGCAGGUCCCACCGGUGUUAACUCCGCUGCCCCUGCUGGCCCCGCCGGUGCUGACGGUGCUGCACCUGUUGGCCCCGCUGGCGCUGACGCCCCUGCCCCUGCUGGUCCCGCCGGUGCUGUCUCCGCUGCCCCUGCUGGCCCUGCUGGUGAUGUCGCCGCUGCCUCUCCUGACCCUACUGGUGCUGACGCCGCUGCCUCUGCUGGUACCGCUGGUGCUGACGCCACUGCCCCUGCUGGUUCCGCUGGCGGUGACGCCGCUGCCCCCGUUGGCGCCGACGCUGCUCAGUCCGCUAACGCUUCUGGUACUGAUUCUACUGCCACCGCUGAAACUGACGGCUCUACCACUGCUAGCGUUGCCCCCGCCUCUACCGCUGCUGGCGUCGCCUCUGCUGGUGCCGACAAUGCUCAGUCCGCGAACGCUGUUUCCCCUGUUGGCACUGAAUCACCUGCCCCCGCUGACGCCGCUGCUCCCGCUGGUGCUGACGCCGCUGCUCCCGCUGGUGCUGACGCCGCUGCUCCCGCUGGUGCUGACGCCGCUGCUCCCGCUGGUGCUGACGCCGCUGCUCCCGCUGGUGCUGACGCCGCUGCUCCCGCUGGCGCUGACGCUGCUGCUCCCGCCGACGCCGCUGCUCCCGCUGGCGCUGAUGCAACUGCUCCCCCUAACGUCGUUAUUCCCGCCGACGCCGCGGCCCCCGCUGAAGCUGUUGCUCCCGCUGACGCGGCUGCUCCCGCUGACACCGCUGUUCCCACUGACGCCGCUGCUCCCGCUGUCGCCGCUGCUCCAGCUGACGCAGUUGCUCCCGCUGACUCCGCUACGCCCACUGACACUGUUGCUCUCGCUGACGCUGCUGCCACCACUGGCGCUGACGUUGCCGCUCCCGUCGACGCCGCUAUUCCCGCUGACGCCGCUGCCCCCGCUGACACUGCUGCUCCCUCUGACGCUGCUGCCACCACUGGCGCUGACGUUGCCGCUCCCGUCGACGCCGCUAUUCCCGCUGACGCCGCUGCCCCCGCUGACACUGCUGCUCCCUCUGACGCUGCUGCCACCACUGGCGCUGACGUUGCCGCUCCCGUCGACGCCGCUAUUCCCGCUGCCUCCGCUGGCGUUGACGCCGUUGCCCCCGCAGAAGCCGCAGCCCCCGCUGACACUGCUGCUCCCGCUGACGCUGCUGCUCCCGCUGACACCGCUGCUGCUGCUAACACUGACGCCACCGCUCCCGCUGACGCCGCUGCUUCUGCUGAUGCCGCAGCUCCUGCUGACGUUGCAACCGCUGUCACUGACGGCUCCACUCCUGCUGGCGUUGACACGGCAAUCCCGGCUGACGCCGCGACUUCUGACGCAGCUGCAUCUGAACCCACUGCCACCACUGAAAAUAUUGUUGCUGGCGCUGAUACCACUUUGGCACCUGACGUUGCCGCUACAAAUGACGCUGCCAUCGAAGCUUCACCAUCUGAAGGGUCCGGUGCUGAACCCGCACCUAGCGCAGGUUUUGAAAAUGCUGGCAGUGUAACCACCGAAGGCCCAGUGGAAAUCCAAACUGAAGCCGUUACGUCUCAGCCAGCUGUUGAAGUGACGGAAGGACCUGUUGAUGUAGUAACGGGUGCGCCUGUGGAGCAAAACACGAAUGAGGUUGUCACUUCUGAAUCUCCGGUCACUUUGUUAGACAUUCUUUCUGGACCAGUGACUGAGGCUAUUGAGGCUGCGUCAGAGACGGCUGCGCCUGUUGAGAUUGAAAAAACGAUUGACGUUGUUCCCGUUCCUGUCGAAGUGGGCGCGACUGUUGUGGAAAUUACGCCACAGUGAAAUUGAGCGUUUUACAACAUUGGCUCCGAUUGUAAGAUACAUUGUUAAUUUAUUUAAUAAAUUAGAAUGGUAGAUUAGAUGCAAUUAUUUAUUCAGUUUUUA